AUGACGGCGAGCACAGCCAACUACCUGUGGUCACUGGGAGAUGUGCUUGGGCAGGGGGCCACAGCCAGCGUCUAUAAGGCCCGCAACAAGGUAGGACUCCAAACUCCCCCCUACAAAAAAAGAUUGCAGUACCUCUUCUUCUUCAGUGGGGUUUAUCGGCGUUUGGCAUUCAACGUUAUGGUGCAUUACCACCACCUACUGUACUGGAGUGUGGGCCAGAGACGGGGAAAAACAAAAUUCUACCUGCCAGCCCCGUUGCUCUUAAACAAGAUAACAAAAUAUUUGAGACUAUAUCUAAUGAAGUUCUACUCAAUAUACUAUUUAAACUAAUUUUCUGUAUCCCCUUCUCCCUCAUUCUAGAUCUCAUCCUCUCUCUUUCCCUCUGAUACUGCCCACACUGUAGCAAUACAUGCUCCGCGGUCUCUGUUUCCUGGCAAUAAUCACACUUUCCUGUUGGAUGCUUUCCUAUCACAUUUAAGGUCUUAUUCAACCGGCUGUGUCCCACACUUAAUCUAAAAAAUAGCCUGUUCUCUUCUGUCCCUUCCUGCCGUCCUCCCCACCCCGAUUUUUCUCUAUACUUGAAAUAAAUGCCUUCCCUUAUUAUCUCUAUUCCACUGCUCCUGCCAUCUCUGCACCAUCACUGUCCAUAUCAGGCUUUUUGCCUCUGCCUUGCUCAUUGAAACUUCAACAUCAACAUCCCCACUACUAAGUGCUUGUUAAGACAGUACAUCUACUGCCUCACUAACUGUAAGUCGCUCUGGAAAAGAGCGUCUGCUAAAUUACUAAAAUGUAAAUGUAAGUGUUCCCCUCCACCCCCACAUGAGCUGGGACCCAAGUAAAGCUUGUCUGUAUACCCAUCUGUCUUAUCCUACCAUGGGUUUGUAGUACCUCAUAAAGCAGGUCUUGUUUGCUACGUGAGCUAAAAGACUGGAGACUCAUCAACACUGCACAUGAAUCAGAGAAAAUAACUACUCUGUCUGGCUUGACUUCCUCCACCCACUGCAAGGCCAACAGUAUGGCCAUCAGCUCCGCCCACUGCAAGGCCAACAGUAUGGCCAUCAGCUCCGCCGUAUAUACAGCCAGAUUAUGUGUAAUACGUUUCCUGACCACCACCCCACAUUCCUGCACUACAAAUGCUGACCCAGUAGGUCCUGUCCUUGGAUCUUUUGAACCAUCUGUGUAAAUGGCCACAAAAUCCUGAUACACAGUAUCCAGACGUCUCUUAAACAAAUCAGAUGGAUCAACACCCUCCCUAUCUUUCUGUAGUCUCGCCAACACUUCUAGAUCAACUACUGGAGGCAGUACCCCUCCUCCCUUUCUCUCCCACUUUAUUUUUCUCUUUCCUACUCCCCCCUUUAUUUGUACCACUAUGUUCCAUACUUGCUUCACUUUCUUCUCCAUCACUAUCUCUGACAAUUGUGUACAGAUCCUUGCAACAUGGGGCUGUUUAUUAUCAUGCUGAAACAUGAGGUGAUGGCGGCAGAUGAAUGACACGACAAUGGGCCUCAGGAUCUCGUCACGGUAUCUCCGUGCAUUCAAAUUGCCAUUGAUAAAAUGCAAUUGUGUUUGUUGUCCGUAGCUUAUGCCUGCCCAUACCAUAACCCCUCUGCCACCAUGGGGCACUCUGUUCACAACGUUGACAUCAGCAAACCGCUCACCCACACAAUGCCAUACACUUGAUAUGGCACACCUGUCAGGUUGUAAUGAGUGUGAUAGGAGUCAGGCGCAGGAGGGUAAAUCACCGAAUACAGAGUUUAUUCCGUCGUACAUAAAUGCGCUGGAUAGCGACACACGAAAACAGGCACAGGGGAACCUAUCUACCCUGUCAAUACACGGUACGGGAUACUCCAACAAUAUACAGGCACAGGGGAAAUAUCUACCCCGGCAAUACAAAGAAGAAGAGCUCCACCGAGCUACACUACUCUCACAAAUAACAAUCACCCACAAGGACAAGGGGGGCAGAGGGAACACUUAAAGACACAGACUAAUGAGGGGAUAAGAACCAGGUGUGUGUAAUUGACAAGACAAGACAAAUGGAAUGAUGAUAUAUUGAGCGGCAGUGGCUAGUAAGCCAGUGACGACGAACGCGGAAGCCUGCCCGAACAAGGAGGGGAGGCAGCCUCGGCGGAAGUCGUGACAGUACCCCCCCCUUGACGCGCAGCUCCAGCAGCGUGCCGACCCCGGCCUCGGGGACGGCCAGGAGGACGCGGAGCAGGGCGAGCCGGAUGGUGACGGUGGAAAUCCCGCAACAGGGAGGGAUUGAGGAUAUCCCUCACCGGGACCCAGCACCGUUCCUCCGGACCGUACCCCUCCCACUCCACGAGGUACUGAAGGCGGUUCCGUGAACGUUCCAUGAAUGCCUUCCAGACCUUGGAUGUGAACUGGCGACCUCGGUCGGACACUAUAUCCUCUGGUAUUCCGUAGUGCCGGAAGACGUGAGUAAACAGGGCCUCCGCAGUUUGCAGGUCCGUGGGGAGACCGGGCAGAGGAGGGAGGCGGCAGGACUUGGAAAAGCGGUCCACGACGACCAGGAUGGUGGUGUUACCUUGGGAGCGGGGAAGAUAAGUUAAAAAAUAGGUGCCUUACUCUGGGUGCACACCGAGCAGGAGGAGACGUACACCCUUACGUCCUUAGCCAAGGUAGGCCACCAGUACUUUCCGGUCAGGCAGCGCACUGUACGACCGAUACCUGGGUGACCAGAGGAGGGUGAUGUGUGUGCCCAGUAGACCAGACGAUCACGGAUAAGAGCAGGCACGUACCGCAGCCCAGCUGGACACUGAGGUGGAGAUGGAUCUGUGCGUAAUGCCUGCUCUAUAUCCGCGUCCAUCGCCCAUACUACCGGCGCCACAAUCCAUACUACCGGCGCCACAAUGCAGCCCGGGAGUAUGGGGGUGUUGUCUCUGGGCCUCUCCUCUGUGUCAUACAGCCGGGACAGUGCAUCUGCCUUCACGUUCUUCGUACCCGGAACAGUGUAAAAUCAAACCGGGUGAAGAAUAGAGCCCACCUGGCCUGGCGAGGAUUCAGCCUCCUCGCUGCCCGGAUGUACACCAGGUUACGGUGGUCCGUCCAGACGAGGAAAGGGUGUUUCGCUUCUUCGAGCCAUUGCCUCCACACGGUCAAAACUCGGACAACAGCCAACAGCUCCCAAUCACCAACGUCGUAGUUCUGCUCCACCGGGCUGAGCUUCUUAGAGAAGAAGACACAGGGGCGGAGCUUGGGUGGUGUGCCCGAGCGUUGAGAUAGGACAGCGCCUAUCCCUACCUGGGACGCAUCCACCUCCACUACGAACGGUAGUAAUGGAUCGGGGUGGACCAGUACCGGGCUGAGGUGAACAGACCCCGCAGUCUCCUGAAGGCCAGGUCAGCCUCAGCAGACCAGCUGAGCCGGGACGGCCCACCCUUCAACAGGGAUGUAAUGGGAGCUGCGACCUUGCCAAAGCCCUGGAUAAACCUUCAAUAGUAAUUGGCGAAGCCAAGGAAGCGCUGCACCUCCUUAACCGUGGUUGGAGUCGGCCAAUUACACACGGCUGAAAUGCGAUCUCCCUCCAUCUCCACACCUGAGGUGGUAAUGCGGUAUCCGAGGAAGGAGACGGACUGCUGGAAAAACAUACACUUCUCUGCCUUGGCAUAAAGGUAAUUUUCCAACAGUCGGGCCAGCACUUUGCGAACCAGGGACACAUGCUCGGCGCGCGUGGCAGAAUACACCAGGAUGUCAUCGAUGUAGACCACCACACCGCGACCAAGCAUGUCCCGAAACACCUCGUUCACAAAGGACUGGAAGACGGAUGGAGCAUUCAUCAAACCGUAGGGCAUCACCAGGUAUUCAUAAUGCCCCGUGGUUGUGCUGAAUGCUGUCUUCCACUCAUCCCCCUCCCGAACACGCACCAGCUUGUAUGCACUCCUGAGAUCUAAUUUGGUGAAGAAGCGUGCCCCAUGCAUUGACUCAAUCACUGAAGGAAUGAGGGGGAGAGGAUAACUAAAUCUUAUCGUCUCCUUGUUCAGUGAUCGAUAAUCAAUGCACGGGCGCAGACCACCGUCUUUCUUCUUCACAAAGAAGAAACUUGAGGAAGCGGGUGAAGUGGAGGGACGUAUAUACCCCUGGCCCAGGGACUCGGUGACGUAUGUUUCCAUAGCCUCCAUUUCAGCCUGCGGCAGGGGGUACACAUGACUCCUGGGAGGUGCAGCGUCUACCCGAAGGUUUAUCGUGCAAUCCCCCGCCCGAUGAGGUGGUAAUUUUGUCACCUGCGUCUUCGGAAACGCAUACACCAGAUCGAGGUAUUCGGGGGGAAUGCGCACGGUGAAGGUACCGUCUGGACCUUCCACUGUGGUUGCACCAACGGAAACACCUAGACACCUACCCUGACACUCUCGCGACCACCCUGUGAGAACCCUCUGCGGCCAUGAGAAGGUGGGGUUGUGGAGUGCUAGCCAAGGGAUACCUAAUACCACAGGGAAAGCAGGAGACUCAAUAAUAGAAAAAUUAACCUGCUCACAAUGAGUCUCCUUGGUGAUCAUGGUGACUGGUACAGUAACUUCCAUCACUUUCCCGUAGUUCUCCAACGCGGCUCCUCCUCCGUUCAAAACCGCGUUGGCCCACUCCAGGGCUUUCCCCGAGAGGCAGGAAACGAGGACGGACACCUUCUCCCGCUCCGAUGGGGCCGGCCUGAUGCUGGAGAAGUAGAGCUCCAGUUGGAGGAGGAAUCCUUGGCAGAGCGCCGCCGUCCUGUCGAACGCCCGUGGUCGGGAUAUCUCGAUCCCUCCGGGUGCUGGGGUGUAGGUGGCUGGAUCCGGUUGGCCAGCUGGUCUCAACAGAUCGGGUCCUCUCCUCUCUAGGCGUUGGACGACCUGAAGAACCCGAUCCAUUGCUUCCCCCAAACUGGCCAGCAUCGUGGAAUGCUCCUGGACCCAUGCCACGACUCCAGGCAAGCGCUCCUCUCCCGCUGACUCCAUAACGGGUGGGUGAUUCUGUGAUGAGUGUGAUAGGAGUCAGGCGCAGGAGGGUAAAUCACCGAAUACAGAGUUUAUUCCAUCGUAGACAAAUGCGCUGGAUAGCGACACACGAAAACAGGCACAGGGGAACCUAUCUACCCUGGCAAUACACAGUACGGGAUACUCCAACAAUAUACAGGCACAGGGGAAAUAUCUACCGCGGCAAUACAAAGGGAGAGUAGCUCCACCGAGCUACACUGCUCUCACAAAUAACAAUCACCCACAAGGACAAGGGGGGUAGAGGGAACACUUAUACACAGACUAAUGAGGGGAUAAGAACCAGGUGUGUGUAAUUGACAAGACAAGACAAAUGGAAUGAUGAAUAAUGGAGCGGCAGUGGCUAGUAAGCCGGUGACGACGAACGCCGAAGCCUGCCCGAACAAGGAGGGGAGGCAGCCUCGGCGGAAGUCGUGACACAGGUGGAUGGAUUAUCUUGGAAAAGGAGAAAUGCUCACUAACAGGGAUGUAAACAAAUUUGUGCACAACAUUUGAGAGAAAUAAGCAGAACAUUUCUGGGAUCUUUUAUUUCAGCUAAUGAAACAUGGGACCAACACUUUACAUGCUGCGUUUAUAUUUUUGUUCAGUGUAGAUCAAACACAUCAAAGAGUGAGUGAGAUGUCAUGCGAUAGCUAACUAACUAACUUUUGAUAACUAACUUUGUAUGUGUGUGUGUGUGUGUGUGUGUAGAAGACAGGGGAGCAGGUUGCGGUGAAGGUGUUUAACCUGAUGAGCUACAGUCGUCCGUACAAGGUUCAGAUAAGAGAAUUCGAGAUGCACAGGAGACUCAACCACAACAACAUCGUCAAGCUCUUCUCUGUGGAGGAGGUAAGGAUGGGGGGGGGGGGGGGAGAGAGAGGAGAAGAGGCGUAGCAACAAACUGUUUUUUUACUUUCGUAAACCCCCCAUCUCUCUCUGUCUCUAGCUGAGCAGUAAACAGAAGGUGUUGGUGAUGGAGUAUUGUUCAGGAGGCUGUCUGCUCAGUCUGCUGGAGGAGCCAGAGAACGCCUUCGGUCUUCCAGAACCAGAGUUCCUCAUAGUACUACAGUGUGUGGGUGAGUGUGUGUGGUUGGAGGGGUAGAGAGGUAGAGGGGUUAGGGGCCUGGAGAUGAGGGGAGAAGGUGCCCCCCUCCCCCAAUCAUUUGGAUGAACCAUUCAUCUUAUAUCUUCUAGUGCACGGGAUGAACCAUCUGCGUGAGAACGGGGUGGUGCAUCGGGACAUUAAGCCUGGGAACAUCAUUCGUCAGGUGGGAGAGGACGGGAGGUCCAUCUAUAAGCUAACAGACUUCGGAGCGGCCAGAGAACUAGAGGAUGAUGAGAAGUUUGUCUCCCUCUACGGAACAGAGGAAUACCUGGUGAGAGAGGGAGGAGAGGUGUACCGAGGGAGUAAAGAGGAGAGGUAGUGGAGGAGAGAAGACAGGGAGGCUAUGGGGAGAAGAGGAGAAGGGUAAGAGACAGUUUAAUUUAUUAGGAACCCCAUUAGCUACUGCACACGCUGUAGCUACUCUUCCUGGGGUCCACAUAAAACGUACAAAUACAUGACAAAGUACAGAACCGUUAUAGACAACAACAACAGGUCGGAGAGGAGAGAUUUAAUUGAAUGUUCUCUCAGACAUGUCUGAGCGUGCAGUUUUUCAUAAGUCUCAGCAGAUAACUUAAGGUAGGGCAGGCUAUGGUAUUUAGGGCAGGCUAUGGUAUUUAGGGCAGGCUAUAGUAUUUAGCGUGUGUGCGCGUGUGUGUAGCACCCAGACAUGUAUGAGCGCGCAGUGCUGCGGAAGCCCCAGCAGAAGACCUAUGGUGUGAGUGUUGACCUGUGGAGUAUUGGAGUGACGUUUUACCACGCUGCCACCGGUUCUUUACCCUUCACACCCUACGGAGGACCCCGCAAGAACAAACCCACCAUGUAAGUCUGUGUUUGUUGUGUGUUUCAUAGCUCGAACAGUUAGUGUGUAUGUAAUUACUAUGGGUCAAUUGUAAUUACAUUGAAAUUAACAAGUUAUUGCUAUUUUAUUUAUUUGGGAUUCAUCAAAACACAACACCAGCUGAAACAGGACGGUACAAUAAAUAGCUAGUGUCCUCUCCUCUGCUCCCCCUCUCCUUGCCGUGUAGGUAUAAGAUCACCACAGAGAAGCCGGUAGGGGCCAUUGCUGGAGUCCAGAGGGUCAAUGACGGACCUAUACAGUGGAGCUACCACCUACCCCACAGCUGCCAGCUCUCAAAGUCAGUACCUCUGUGUUUGUGUCAGACCUUUAGUCCCUCACUCUCUUUUUACCAAAUCCCUCUCCUCAUUCUUCCACUUCUUCUCUUCUCUCCCCCCCCUGUGUGUAGGGGUCUGAGUGGUCAGCUAGUGCCAGUGUUAGCUGGUAUAUUGGAGGCAGACCAGGAGAGGUGUUGGGCAUUUGACCAGUUUUUUUCUGCCACCACAGACAUACUACAGAGAGUCUCAGUCCAUCUGUUCUCCCUGCAACAGGCCGCAACUCACCGCAUAUACAUACACCACUACAACACGUGAGUCUACACCCAAACACACACACACACACGUACAGUGUACACACACACACACACUCACACACACACACACACACACUUGCCAGUCUUUACUCACACCCACCUGUGCCCCCACACCUCUCCCGUCUCCCAGGGCGGCCGUCUUCUGUGAGGAGGUGGCGUCUCAGACGGGGGUGGGGCUGGAGCAACAGCACUUCCUGUUCCUGGGUCAUGACCUUUCCCUGGAGGGCUCUAUGAAGGUGGUCAACUUCCCCCCGACCUCGCCCUCCCAGCCCCUACUGCUGCUCAGCCGCGCCCCAGAGACACACGCUGGACUCCCCUACAGCGAAUGUAAGCUGAUCCUCCUGGCCCCUUUGGCCCAGACCCUUAAAUCACUAUCCCCCCCAAAAAACCUAAAACAUCCAACAUCCCCUAGCCACUACCAUCUCUACCACACUUUCUACCUCACACACACACACACAUUCUGCUCACCAGUUCUCCUCAGUAGCCCCCUGGGUGAUGUGAUAUUACAGGGGUCCCUUGUGUCUACCCCACUACUCAUAUAAAUGGUAUAGGGGCCUCUUCACCUCUCUGCCACAAACACACACACACACACACACACACACACACACACACACACACACACACAUUAAUAUUGUGUUUCUAAUGGAUUAAAACCCUUUAAAUAAUGUGUUUUGUCUUCUGUAGCGGAGAUGCCCAUUAUCCCAUCCCGGUUUGACGUUGUGGCUGACUACUCUUUCUCCAAGGUAGGUGUGUCACUCCACACACGUGAGUCAUGGGAUCCAGCAUUGUUUGAACAACUGGAAGAGACAGUUAAAACUCUCUGAAUGAUCGGCACCUCCUUACCUUCAGGCUCUGAUCAGUCCCUACACCCAAACGAGGGCAUUGCGUUCUUCCACCUCUGGCCUGCUGGUCCCCCUACCUCUGUAGAAGCACAGUUCCCGCUCAGCCCAGUCAAAAAUGUUCACUGCUCUGGCACCCCAAUGGUGGAACAAGCUCCCCCACGACGCCAGGACAGCAGAGUCACUGACCACCUUCCGGAGACACUUGAAACCCUACCUCUUUAAGGAAUACCUGGGAUAGUAUAAAAGUAAUCCUUCUACCCCCCCCCCCCAACAAAAAAUAAAAUACAAAAAAUUAAUAAAAAUAUGUUUUAUAUAGUCUAAAAAUAAAACAUUAAAAUAUUUGAAAGAAAAAAAUAAAAUAAAAAUUGGAAAGUGGUUGUCCCACUGGCUAUCAUAAGGUGAAUGCACCAAUUUGUAAGUCGCUCUGGAUAAGAGCGUCUGCUAAAUGACGUAAAUGUAAAUGCAUCUGUUGAUGGCGGUGUUUUUCUAUUUAGUGAAUCACUCUUAAUCAACCCCCCUCUUUUCCCUCCUCUCUCCCAUUCUCCUCCUCUCAUCCCUCUCUUUUCUCCUGUCUAGGUGAUAGUAGGAGUGGUCCAUCAGUAUGUGAGGAUAAUGCGUUCCUUACACACACACAGAGAGGUGCUCCUACAUGGAUACUACAGCUUCAUGUGAGAUACACACAUACCGUUAGAACAAACCAGCAACAUCCCACCAAUCAGCCAUGAUUGAUGCUCUCCUCUCUGUCCCCCCCCCCCCCCCCCCCCCCCCCCCCCCCCCCCCCCCCCACUCCCAGCGAGAAGGUGCGUAGGGAGUGUGGCGACGCGAUGCUCGGUAUCAGCACGGUCGACAUGAGACUGCAGUCCUGCCACAGCUCUGAGCGCAGACUACAUACACUGUGAGUGACAGACCACAUACACACAGUCACAUACCAACACUUACAAUCUCAGUCAUUGUAACAUUGUGAGCAAUGAACACCUAAACCAGUUGUAGCAAUACUUUAAUUUAUCUAUCACCGUGCCUCAUGUCCUCCUCUCAUCCUCUCCUCUCAUCCUGUCCUCCCAUCCUCUCCUCUUGCAGAGGCCAGUUUCCCAUUGACGCCCCAGAGGCCAGUUUCCCAUUGAAGCUGCGGCUGGUGAGAGAUAUACUAUUGAAACCACAGGAGACUGCUGAGGGGAGAACGGCUCAUAAUAAUGGCUGGAACAGAGCAAAUGGAAUGGCAUCAAACACCUGGAAACCAUGUGUUUGAUGUAUUUGAUACCAUUCCAUUAAUUCCGCUCCAGUCAUUACCAUGAGCCUGUCCUCCCCAAUUAAGGUGCCAAUUCAGUUGAAACUGACUGGGGAAGGGUGUUGCGUGGUGGGGAUGGGAAGGGUCCUUGAUCUUGGCUGGUGUUGCACUUGUUUGUCCCUUUUCUCUCCAUGUAGAUCAGGGAGAACCUGCCAGUGUACACCAGGGGGAUCCGGGAGUUCCAGACCCGUCUAGAACACCUUCACGUAGAACUGGCCAAACACUCUGAAAAUCUGUCUGAGGACAAGAGGUGA
Messenger RNA from Coregonus sp. 'balchen', 9877 nucleotides. NCBI's taxonomy places the organism in Eukaryota, Metazoa, Chordata, Actinopteri, Salmoniformes, Salmonidae. The record is from the annotation of a GenBank genome assembly.